UCCAUUCACUGAGGUGCCACUGUCACUGUCACUGCACAGAAACAGGGCUGAUGACAUAAGAUUUCCAUGCCGCUAGUAAGUUAGAGCCCCAGAGUGGCUUCAGUGGCUUGUGAGUGCCCAGCCUUCAGGGUUCCGAGGGCAGAUCUUAUCGCAAGCUCAACGCUACAGGGGCUUAAGGACAAGGCUUCGUUUUUGCGACAGAUACACUGUAGCCCUCACUUAAGAGAUACCGAUUCCAACUGAAUCUCACCACCAUAACAUUUCCCCUCCGAAGGACUAUCCCUUUCCAUAAUGUUGGAUACCUUUGAAAUUCUCACCACGUCCGGUGUGGUGUUAUGGUCCAAGACAUAUUCCUCCAUCAGCCCCGCCAUCAUCAAUAGCCUCAUCACCAAUGUCUUUAUUGAAGAGAAAACACUGCCCGGGGUCGGCAUCGCGGAUGAUGUAUCUGCCGCCAAUAACCCUCCUUACAAAUACGAUCAACAUACUGUCAAAUGGACGACUGUCAAGGAAUUGGGAAUAAUCUUUGUUGUAUGUAAUUCCCCAGUUUUGCGACUCUACGAAUCAUAUAAAUCUCCUAUACUGACUUGAUAAAUCGCAGGCUGUGUAUCGCUCUCUCCUCCAUCUCUCAUGGAUUGACAAACUCGUUGACAAUAUCAAAACUCUAUUCGUGGAUUUAUAUGGCGAUCAACUAAAGAAACCGCACACAACCGUCGUGGAAUGCCAUUUCGAUGAUUAUUUCGACCAGCAAGUUCGGAAAUUGGAGAAAACUGCACUCAAUCAGGAUACACGGACAGCCGAAUCCUCAGCAUUUCUCGAGGAAGCACCGCCUUCUAUUUCUGAAAGUAUAGAUGAACCGCCUCCGCUUCCCGGACUCCUCUCGAGAGGACAAUCGAAGAAUAACCAUAGAGACUUGACGUAUGAUUCAACUCCAGGAAUGACACCGGAUACAUCCCGACCAAGUACACCAGCGGGUCAUUUGCUUACAGCCAAGGGAGGACCAGGAGGAAAGGGUUCAAGAAGGGCACGAAAAGCUGCGAAUGCACCAAUUUAUGCGUCAUCGGGUGAUGAGGCAUACUCGAAGAAGGGCAGAGCAGCGAGAUCAGCAGCCCCAAAGAAGGGCCGGAAAUGGGAUACAGAUGGUUUGGCAGAUGAGGAUAGUGAUACACCCCUCGACUACUCUGCGCCUGCGAAUGGCGCAACGUCUGGAGAGGAAGAGGGAAGUAAUCGUCCCGGUGCAGUGGAAGCAGUGGACCAAGCAACUUGGGGGUCAAAGACUGGAAAGGGACAGUUUGUGUUGAAGGAUUUGGAUGAUCAAGUUCAUUCAAUAUUGGCAUCUGCAGAUGUGAAGAAGGAGAACUCGGCGGCAGCAUCUACCGGACUGGUUGGCUCGAGUUUAAGCGCGAUUGAAGGACUUUUCAGAAAUGUGGUGGGAGGCAAGACUUUGACGAAGGCAGAUUUGGAAAAGGCUAUGAAAGGAAUGGAGGAUCAUCUUCUCAACAAGAAUGUUGCACGAGAGGCAGCUGUCCGGUUAUGUGAAGGUGUGGAGAGAGAACUUAUUGGAGUGAAGACUGCCAGUUUUGAGAGUACGCUUCCCAGCUUCCCACUAUGAAAUCAGCUAUUAACAUGACCACAGGCGUUCAAGCAAAAAUCCAAACUGCAAUGGAAUCUUCAUUACGCAAGAUCCUAACACCCACCUCCUCACUAGAUCUUCUACGAGAAAUAGACGCCGUCACCUCACCAUCCACAUUAUCCCUCCAGAAACGAAGACCCUAUGUAAUCUCCAUCGUCGGAGUAAAUGGAGUCGGUAAAUCCACCAACCUCUCCAAAAUCUGCUUCUUCCUCCUCCAAAACAAAUACAAAGUCCUUGUCGUAGCCUGCGACACCUUCCGCUCAGGAGCCGUCGAACAACUCGCCGUCCACGUCCGCAACCUCACCGAACUUACCGCCCGAGAAGGCGGUCUCGUCUCGCUCUACCAAAAAGGCUACGGCAAAGAUGCCGCCAACGUAGCCAAAGACGCCGUCUCCUACGCCGCAUCGGAAGUCUACGACGUGGUUCUCAUCGAUACGGCCGGCCGUCGCCACAACGACCAACGGCUCAUGUCCUCCCUCGAGAAAUUCGCCAAGUUCGCUAGCCCGGAUAAGAUCCUCAUGGUCGGGGAAGCUUUGGUAGGAACGGAUUCCGUGGCCCAAGCGAGGAAUUUCAACGAGGCCUUUGGGAGUGGACGUGGUCUGGAUGGGUUUAUCAUCUCAAAGUGUGAUACGGUGGGGGAUAUGGUGGGGACGCUCGUUAGUAUGGUGCAUGCUACGAAUGUGCCUGUGCUGUUUGUGGGCGUGGGACAGCAUUACAGUGAUUUGAGGAAUUUGAGUGUCAAGUGGGCGGUGGGGAAGCUUUUGAGUAGUAAUUAGAUUAGGUGUGUUGAGGUAAUGAAUAUAAUGGAUUAAGUCUUG
Molecule: messenger RNA, 2448 nt
Organism: Hymenoscyphus albidus
Lineage: Eukaryota; Fungi; Ascomycota; Leotiomycetes; Helotiales; Helotiaceae
Source: the annotation of a GenBank genome assembly